AUGCUGCACAAUGGCGUUGCCCGCCCUACCGCUUUCAUCUGGGAGCCAGAGCCGGAGGAGCAGUGGGGCGACGAGAGCGAUAGCGAAGAGAGCGACGACGGAGACGAGUACGGCGAAGCCGACCGUAAGAAGGCACGAUCCGCUAACCCAGACGGGUACUGGGGCACCGAUCGCAUACGCCGUGUCCUGCGCAAGCAGACCUUUCAGUACAUGAACACCGCUCUCGGCACCCGCGCCUGGCGGCAUGCCUACCCAGCCAUCCACCGAGAGCUGGCAAGAGAUGGACAAGCACGCGACUGGUUGGAAGUGCUCUACUGGAACAAAGCGCCGGCGAAGAGCAACGCGCAAGCGUUGCAGUCCGGCCACAGCCUUAAAACAGAGGAGGGCAACUACGGCCGCUCCAUGAUGGAGUCUCCCUUUCAGACCAUGGCCGAGCGGGAGGAGUUCCGGCGGGUGAGCAUGGACUGGCAUCGCGUGCUGGAGUUUGCAUCCGCCUGGGAGGACGGCCGCAUGCACCCCGGUGUUCGCGCGGAGAUGGUAGCGCAGCAAGAGAAGCAGGCGCUCCAGCGCUGGUCGUCGCUCGCGAUGGUGGACCUCAAGGCAGAGUUCAGGCGACUCGCUGGACGGCCGGACGCCGAGUAUCGUGGCAAGCAAGAAGAAAGCCUCGAGGCUGUGAUGCAGCGACGGCUGCGCGUGCUAGUUGUUAUGGCUACCGGCACCGGCAAGAGUAUGCUGUUCAUGCUGCCCGCGUCCGUCUCGCCAGGCGGCGUCUCCGUGGUCGUGGCUCCGUUGAAUGCCUUGCGAGACGAUCUGCAAGAUCGCUGCGACCAGCUCGGCAUCCCCUGCGCGAAGUGGGAUGGAAGAAGACCGCCGUACUGGGCUCGUAUUGUGCUGGUGACGCCUGAGAGCGCAGUCACGAAGGCGUUCGGCAGGUUCAUUAACGAAAAGCGCAUGCUCCAUCAGCUAGAUCGUAUCGUGAUAGACGAGUGCCACGUGCUGCUGGAGUCGACACAGGACUGGCGGCCAGACCUCCUCAAGAUGGUGGAGAUGACGGAGAAGGGCACACAGGUUGUCUACCUGACUGCAACCUUGCCGCCCACGCUGCAGCCCGCCUUCUUGCACACCGCAGGGCUCGAUGCCCAGACCGUAACCAUAUGCCGCGAUGAACGCACCACGCGAACGAACAUUGCGUACCAGGUGCUAGAGUACACACGUGGCACGCUAGAAAAAGUACUUAUUAAGCUUGUGGCUGCGAAGAGGAGUAGGUACGGACCCAAGGCGCAGAUCAUCGUCUAUUGUCCAACUGUGGACGAGACGAAACGGCUUGCGAAGCUUCUGCAGUGCUCUGCAUACUACCGUCAGAUGGGCUCAGACGAGGAAAAGGCACGCAUGGUGCGAAGCUUCACCCUGGGCAUAGAGAAGCUUUGUACAGCCACGAACAUGCUGGGUCUUAGGCUCGACGCUGCAGGCGUCGGGUGGUGA
This is a messenger RNA of Ascochyta rabiei, 1482 nucleotides long. RefSeq lists its product as uncharacterized. Gene Ontology annotation, molecular function: nucleic acid binding; ATP binding; four-way junction helicase activity. The transcript has a single exon. The coding region runs from base 1 to 1482 and encodes 493 amino acids. Lineage: Eukaryota; Fungi; Ascomycota; Dothideomycetes; Pleosporales; Didymellaceae. The record is from RefSeq and is a predicted model, not a curated record. Gene Ontology annotation, biological process: double-strand break repair via homologous recombination. Gene Ontology annotation, cellular component: chromosome; cytoplasm.